This is a messenger RNA of Venturia canescens, 4291 nucleotides long. RefSeq names its product tRNA (uracil-5-)-methyltransferase homolog A-like. Gene Ontology annotation, biological process: RNA processing. The transcript has 8 exons. The record is from RefSeq and is a predicted model, not a curated record. Gene Ontology annotation, molecular function: RNA binding; RNA methyltransferase activity. NCBI's taxonomy places the organism in Eukaryota, Metazoa, Arthropoda, Insecta, Hymenoptera, Ichneumonidae. Bases 2445 to 4262 code for a protein of 605 amino acids.
UCUGCAAUGCAAUGCAUCAAAUAAAAAGAGAUGAAAUGCGAGAAUGAACGAAUUUGUAAAAAAGAGACAUGGAUAAUCGAUAAAGAAAUUGAUGUUGAUUAAGAUUAACACAAAAUUGUUGAUACAACGCUAUUCUCAAAUAAACAAAAUUGUUUGAUAACUGGAACCUUUGAAUCCAAACUCAUCGACGUAAAGUGUUUGCACGUGAAAUUUAAAAAAAAAUUCAUUAAUAAAGAGCAUCUACUUGGACUGGAAAUUUUUUGAUCGUAUGGUUAGUUCAGAGUCGAAAGUAACGUUGAGGUUCGGGAAUUGGAACAACUUAAUAGGCACAAUGAUAAUUUGGUUAAUAAUGGACCCAAUGCACUUAGAAAAAGCCAAAAAUAAGUUGUCAAAUAAAAAUAAUAUCACAACCUUUUGAUUCCUGACGAACGGCUAGCAAUCGGCUCAUCUUCGUCUAUAAAUGGAAUCUCGUCCCACAUAUUCAUUUCACUUAAUAAUAUAAAAUAAGAAAAAUUUGUAUGGUAACAAAUUGAUCGAAAUUAAUCGAUAAAAUCAGCUCUUAUGGGAUCAGAGUAAAAAUAAUCGAAUAUGCGUAUUAAAAAUCAUUUAGUUUUUAAAUAUUUUUAUGAUGCAACUGUUAAUCUGCGUUGCUUAAAUUAAUACUAACGUAAAUCCUCGAAAUUUCGCUUUAUGUAUGCCCUCGCAGAUCGAAACCUCUAGAAGGUGGCAUUGAAUAUUAACAAUAAGCAUAAGUUUUUAUUUGGAAAUACAUGUGCACUACAAAACGAUAAUAUUUUUAAUUCGUUUGUCCAGUUUUUCUGCUAUUGUUCUGAACAAUAUUUCAAAUAAUCUCUCACAGAUCGAAACCUCUAGAAGGUGGCAUUGAAUAUUAACGAGCAUAAGUUUUUAUUUGGAAACACAUGUGCACUACAAAACAAUAAUAUUUUUAAUUAGUUUGUCCAGUUUUUCUGCUAUUGUUCUGAACAAUAUUUCAAAAUGAUCUCAACUAAAGCACUAAUAUUUCCAGAAAGAUUGUUAUUGGAAAUAGGAAACAAUCCGUUGCCUGCUCUAUCAUUUUUCACAAUAUAUAUUAUCGCUACUAAACUUCAUGUUUCCCAGCAAUGAUUAUUGGUGAUCAUUAUCUAAUGGAAACCUGAAAAAGUGCUAAAUUUUAAAGGAAAACUUUCGGAUAUUGGGCAAUGAAAGUUUGGCAGACGUUGACGGAUUCACUUAAUUGUUGUCAGCUGUGCACCUUAAUACUGAAAAGAGGGCUUACCUCUGUCAUUAGCUUCUCCAUUUUUUCCACGGAUUGAAGAAUAUCAAUUGAAGUUUCUUGAAUUUCGCCUCGCAUAUGUUGGACAAGUUUGCUUCUAAAUAAAGACCGAAACCUCUAGAACAUGGCAUUGCGAUUAUUUCCAAUCGAGUAUAUAACAUGUUUUUAUCAAUACUCGGAAAUACACGCGCGCUGUAAAAUUGCCUUUUCGUUAUUGUUCAAAUUGUGUUUCAUAAUUAUUUCCAUUGAAGUAACCACUUUAAGAAAAUUUUCUUGGAGACAGGAAACAAUGAAAAGCUUCUUGAAAUGGUUAGUCAUUGUUUCAAGGACCAGUUUUCGUACGUGACAAUUGUUGAUUUCGCUUCGUAUUAUAAUUGUAAUCCAAUAAAUAAUGGAUAAAUCAAUUGGCAGUGAAAUAAGAAGGCUGAUGGAGAAAAAAAAUUGUUUUAAGUCUUAAGACUCGUUAAGAACUCAAGUUUUGGGAAAAUUCCUUUAUUUAUUCUGUCAAGAUUCGAAUAAUAUAAACAGCCCUGCUGCACAACUCAAAAUAAAUGUGAAUUUUCAGUCGUUUUUGAAAGAUCGCCAAAACGUAUCGUCGUGAUAUUUCUUUAUAACGUUAUUGUAUCGUUAUUUCGAGUACGGAACAACCUUAUGUUAACAGCGUAAUCAUUUAGUAUACCAGCAAAAAUCGUCAAAAUGUUAUCUGUACUUUUUGCUAAGUCGCCGAUCUUUUUCUUCCUUACAUUCGGUUCGAUUUGUGCGUACGCUUUAUACGAAAGUACAUCUUCACAUUUUCUACCGCGAAUAAAAAAUGCCAUCGUUUGUGCAACGGCAUACGGCAUAAUUAGAGUAUACGGCUUUACUCUAGUCUCCCUAAUACCGCUGAAACCGUUGAUGAAUUCAGUAGUAUCUUCAUGACUUUUUGGAGCAGCCUCGACGGUAGAGGUGACCCCUUUGGCCUCUUGGUUCCGCCGUACCAACGUACCCGGUCAACGGGUAUCUUUAUUGAAGUGACAGGUUACGAACAAACCUACGCUGUUAUGUACGAAUACACUUUUCCGUUGACUAAAAACCAUCUCCACCUAUGGGAAGACUGCAAUGCUGCUAAUCAACCAAUCCAAACCAAUCCAUGUAUCCUACGAUCAGCAAAAACGUAUGAUCAAACGAGGUUAUGUUUGACACAGUCCACAUGUUCGUACUUUCGUACACGGUCGCUUUUGAGGUUCAUUGUUUACUUGUUGAAACACGCAUUAUUUUGAAAAUGGCAGGAGUCUCCAUCGUAGAAGAUUUAAAUAAAAGUAAAGAAUGUGGAGUUAAAGAUCCUUAUGCAUAUCUCGAUCGUAAAGAUUUCACAUCCGAAAAAUACAAGAUCGAAAUUCGUGGUUUACCAAAAUAUUAUGGUAUCGGCGAGCUGAAAAAAUUUUUGAAUGACAAACUCGAGCUCGGUACGAACAAAGUAAAACCUCCUAAGCGUGGGAGUGGAUGGGUUUAUGUGUGUUUUCGUAGUGAAGAAUCUCGAGAACACGCAAUUACAAUUAUCAACGGUUUGACUUGGAAAAAUUCCAAACUAACCGCACAGGCAGCUAAACCAGCACCAGAUCCUUUCAUCAAGAGGAGAAAUGAAGCUAGAGAAAACUCGUCCAAGCGAUUAAAAACAGAAGAGGAUGAGGAAACUUUGACACCUGCGGAAAGAGUUAAAAACAGCACUACUCCUUUGUGGAAUGUUCCAUAUCAGAAUCAGUUGGAGAUAAAAGUAAAAGAUAUCAAAUCAGUUUUGAUGAGAAUGGGGCAAGAACUACUCAGAGAAAAUAAAGGGUUAUCCCAGUGGGUGGAUCAGCAAAAAUCUUCAUUUCAAGGUUUACCCUGUAAACUUUUACCAAUUUUAAGUGCCGAUGUUACAGACGGAUAUAGAAACAAAUGUGAAUUCACUGUCGGAAAAAGUUGGGAUGGAAAUCAAAUUAUGAUUGGAUUCAGAUUGUCGAGCUACGCUGCCGGAUCCACGGCAGUGGGACCGAUAGACGAGCUUUGCCACAUUCCCGAAAGAAUGAAAUCAGCGGUGAAAAUACUAGAAGAAUUCAUAAGAACUUCUGAAUUGACAGUCUUCAAUCCGGUGGAUCACAGCGGAUAUUGGAGGCAAAUAACAGCGCGUACCACUCGGCUGGAUCAUUUGAUGUUGAUAGUAGGAAUAAAUCCACAGGAUCUAAAAACCGAAGAUUUGAGCAAGCUCAAAAACGAAAUUCGUGAUUUCUUCGAAACGGGAAAUGGCAAACGAGCCCAAGUUACAUCACUUUACUUCCAGACAAUAGGCAAAAAAGAAACCGGUGGAGAAGGUGGUGGCACGAUCGAACAUUUGAGUGGCUCCGAACACAUAGAAGAAUCAUUGCUUGGCAUGACUUUUCGCGUUUCCCCACAAGCCUUUUUCCAAGUGAAUACGUGCGGAGCUGAAGUUUUGUAUAAAGCUGCUAUCGAUCUGGCAGAACCAAAUGAAGAAACAGCGCUGCUCGAUGUUUGUUGCGGCACUGGAACUAUUGGUCUUUGUUUUGCCAAGCAUUGCGGCGAAGUAUUGGGAUUGGAAAUGAUCGGCGAUGCGAUCAAAGACGCCAAGGUAAAUGUCGUGAAAAAUGGAAUUACGAAUUGUGAAUUUUUCAUCGGCAAAGCAGAAGAUAUUUUGAUACCGGUGAUUCAUCGCACAACAAAACCAGACAUUAUUGCUAUCGUAGAUCCACCGCGAGCGGGUUUACACCAAAGAGCUCUGCUGGCGUUACGGAAAGCAAAGAAGCUUCGGAAAGUCAUUUACAUUUCUUGUGAUCCAAAAGCUGCAGUAAGAAAUCUCGUUGAUUUGGCAAGACCGAGUUCUAAACUCUAUCAAGGCGAACCUUUGGUAGCCGUCAAAGCUGUACCAGUUGAUAUGUUUCCUCAUACAAAACAUUGCGAACUCAUUGUUCAAUUGGAGAGAUUGUCUGAAGUGAUGAAAAGCACGGAUGUGUAAAAUAUGACAAAUAUAUUUUUUAAUGUUAA